Messenger RNA from Chenopodium quinoa (quinoa), 1743 nucleotides. Its product is annotated as brassinosteroid-related acyltransferase 1-like. NCBI's taxonomy places the organism in Eukaryota, Viridiplantae, Streptophyta, Magnoliopsida, Caryophyllales, Amaranthaceae. The coding region runs from base 40 to 1413 and encodes 457 amino acids. Gene Ontology annotation, molecular function: acyltransferase activity, transferring groups other than amino-acyl groups. The record is from RefSeq and is a predicted model, not a curated record. The transcript is spliced from 3 exons.
AUAUUACACUAAUUUAUAAGUUUUAUUUAGCAAAAAAUCAUGGCUAGUGUUUUUGUAACAAAAAAGGUAAAUGUAUAUCCAAAAACCAUGCAACCUACCAAAAUUAUGAAGCUUUCCAAUUUAGAUAGGCAAUGUCCUACACUUAUGUACUUGGUGUUUUUCUAUAAUCCUUCUCAUAAUCAUAAUUAUAGUAAUGAUUAUUUAUUUAGUAGCUUGAAAUUGGGUUUAGAGGAGACGUUGUCGCUGUGGUACCCGGCAGCUGGGAGAUUAAGCAAAAACCCUAAUAAUGGGAAUAAGCUUGAUCUUUGGUGCAACAAUGGCGGUGCAAUUAUGGUUGAAGCUGUUACACAAACUAGGGUUUCGGAUCUUGGUAAUCUUUUUCAAUAUAAUGAGUUUUUUGAUAAUUUGGUUUAUAAGCCUACUUCUGAGAUGCCCCUUCUUGUUGCUCAGGUGACAAAAUUUGGAUGUGGAGGCUACUCAAUUGGGGUAGGAACAAGUCAUGCACUUUUCGAUGGACAAGCAACCUUCAAUUUUUUAUCAGCUUGGGCUUCCAAAACUCAAGCUACUAAGCUUGGAAUUAAGGCACUUGAUUGGCAUAAACCUGUGCAUGACAGAGAAAGAUUGUUACACCUCAAUUCCAACAAUAAUAAUCCAGAAGCUGCAUUAACAAAAGUCGCGGCUAUUCAACAUUUGUACCAAUUGAUCACCCAAGCAGCUCCUAGUGGUGGCAUGCUUAUGAAUCCUCAAUUGUUUGUGCCGUCGUCUAUUAAAGAUGAUUGUGCUCUAAGGACCUUUCACUUCACCUCGUCGAUGAUUGAUACCUUGAAGAGGAGAACUUAUGGCCUUAAUAGCUACUCUUCCUCGUCGUGUUCAUCUUUUGAGAUUGUCACUGCACACCUAUGGAAGGCAAGAACAAAAGCACUUGGGCUAAGAAGAGAAAGAAUGGUAUGUCUCCAAUUUGCAGUAGACACAAGGACCAGACUCACACCCCAACUCUCCCAAGGCUUUAGUGGAAAUGCUUAUGUUCUAGCCUCCGUCGCUCUCACUGCCGGUGAGCUUGAGCUCGCAAGCUAUGAAACCCUUGUCAACAAGAUCAAAAUGGCCAAGAACUCCGUUGACAAUGAUUACGUUAGCACGUAUCUCGAGGUACUCGAGGGGUCUGGGGACGCCCUACCAUCCCUAAGGGAGCUCACCAUGGUCUCAGAUUGGACUAGAAUGCCAUUUCACAAGGUUAAUUUCAUGCACCCUUAUGCAAAUUCAGCUGUUUCUGCAUGCCCUUUAACUCCUCCUGUCCCACAAGUUGCAUAUUUUAUGCAAAGUCCUAAGGAAGACAAAGGUAUUGAUGUGAGGAUUGGAUUAAACUCACAAAUCCUUACUACAUUUUCUCACUAUUUCCUCAACAAUAUUUCUUAACACCCACAAUUUAUUUUAUUUUGGUUUGUUCAUCUAAUUUUAUUUACUAUUGUUACAUAUUUCUCUUAGAAUAUAUUACAAUAGCUACAACUUUAUUGUAGCCAUCGAAAGAAAAAAAAAUUACACUAAUUAUUAAUUAAUCUUACGUACUGUUGUAAUGACAACAAAUAUAUUGUAAUUUGUAACCAUUGUAAAAUCUUCCGGUGGAAUAGAUGUUAACGGCUAAAAUUAAAUGUGUCAACGUAUGAAUGGGUGAUGAAGAAGGUUGUAAAUUAUAGCCCUAGAUAAUUUGGCUUCUUUCAUGCUUAUGUAAGGUGACAUUAGCAAAUA